Molecule: messenger RNA, 844 nt
Organism: Pristis pectinata (smalltooth sawfish)
Lineage: Eukaryota; Metazoa; Chordata; Chondrichthyes; Rhinopristiformes; Pristidae
Product: nucleoside diphosphate kinase
Exons: 5
Coding region: 16-705 (229 amino acids)
Biological process (GO): UTP biosynthetic process; GTP biosynthetic process; CTP biosynthetic process
Molecular function (GO): nucleoside diphosphate kinase activity
Source: RefSeq, a predicted model, not a curated record
UCUCUCCCUCCACAGAUGCUGCCCGACCUGCCGAGUGUUCCCAGCGUCUACACUGCAAUUUUCUUAAAUCGUGUCCAGCAUAUUUUCAUAAACAAUCGAGUUUUGUCGUUGCUCCUGUGGGAGUUGCUCACUUGUGCCACCUCUGUGUGUGCAGAUGUUGGAGAACCUCUCGCCUCAACAGCCCGGCUGUGGUUUGCCCCCAUGUCCUGCACCUCAUCCACCCCCAGCUGGUGGAAAAGAAGCAUGUCUGCCAACCUGGAACGCACUUUCAUUGCCGUGAAGCCAGAUGGCGUCCAGCGAGGACUUGUUGGGGACAUCAUCAAACGCUUUGAACAGAAAGGAUUUAAACUGGUCGCCAUGAAAUUCCUGCAGGCUUCUUCCGCCCUACUGGAGAAACACUACUGCGAGCUUUCGGAUAAGCCUUUCUACCCCAAACUGAUCCAGUACAUGAGCUCUGGACCUGUUGUUGCCAUGGUGUGGGAGGGUCUGAAUGUGGUGAAGACUGCCAGGGUGAUGCUGGGUGAGACCAACCCAGCUGACUCCAAGCCUGGCACCAUCCGUGGAGACUUCUGUAUUCAGGUUGGCAGGAACAUCAUCCAUGGGAGUGAUUCUGUACCAAGUGCACAGAAGGAGAUCAGCCUGUGGUUCAAACCAGAGGAGAUAGUGGAGUACAAGAACUGUGCCCACGACUGGAUCUAUGAGUGAAUCAUUCCAGGAUUGUACAAUUCCACCUUAUCUGCAUCAUUCCAGACAGUUCUGACAUUCUAUUUUUUACUGAUUAAGUAUCAUGUGGACAUUGAAUGCUGAGGUAACUGACCUGUCCAAUAAACAAAUUUAAAAAAAA